AUGUGGCGGUUUAGCGGCGGUCGCAGUGCGCGGUUCUUGGCCGCGGCGGCGUUGCUGGCGCUGGUGGUGCCGUCCGCGGUCCGGUCGUUUGAGGGCUGCCCGGCUGUGUGCUCCUGCAAGUGGAAAGGCGGCCGGCGGACGGUCGAGUGCGCCGACCGCGCGCUCAUCACCGUGCCGACGGGCGUGGACGCGGACACCCAGGUGUUGGACCUGUCCGGAAACAAUCUGCAGAUCCUGCCCAACGAGACGUUUUACAAGGCGGGCCUGGCCAACUUGCAGAAGGCGUACCUGCGCAACUGCCGCAUCGGGCAGAUUGACGAGAGUGCAUUCCGUGGUCUGACGAACCUGAUCGAGCUGGAUCUGUCUAACAACAUGCUCACGUCCGUGCCGUCGUAUGUGUUCCGGGACGUUCCGUACCUGCGAGACCUGUCCGUGGCCGGCAACCCCAUACAGAAAAUCGAAGCGCACGCCUUUUCCGGCUGUCCGUCCGUCGUUAAGGUGGACGCGUCCCACUGCGGGCUCCAGUCGGUGGCCGGUCUCGCGUUCAGCGGCGUCGUCCGGUUGGAGACGCUCCGCAUCAACGACAACCGGCUGACCGAGCUGUCGGCCACCGUGCUCGAGUCUCUCAACAAGCUCCGGUCCGUCGAGCUGCACGACAACCCAUGGGUGUGCGACUGUCACCUGCGGCCCAUGAAGCUGUGGCUGGCCGGCAACAACGUGCCGUACAGCCAACCGGCCCUGUGCUCUGGCGGCCCAGACAGGCUGUCAGGCAAGCCGCUCACUGACCUGGACGUGGAGGACUUCGACUGCCGGCCGGACGUUCGCGCCGAGUCCCGGUACGUAGAGGUGACAGAGGGUCACAACGUAACGGUCCGGUGCCGGGUCGAGCCCGGUUCGAUGGCACACAUUGCUUGGUACCUGAACGGUCGCCGGCUACAAGGCGCCGGUACACCGGCCGUCGGAUAUCCGGGCGCCGCGUCCGCCAACCCGCGCAUGUUCGUCGUGGACGGCGUGGACGAGGAGGACGGUGGCCGCCGGAGCGAGAUGACGCUGACGGACGUGCGGCGAGAGGACGCGGGCCAGUACUCGUGUCUGGCCGAGAACCGGGCCGGCAACUCCGAGGCCAACUUCACCGUUUACGUGACCGACCGGCCGUCCGUCAUCAUGUCGACGUUCGGUUCGGCGCACGUGAACGGCGUGGCCGCCGCCAUGGCAGCACUCAUCGUUUUCAUACUGGUGUUGAUCGCGUUGACCGUGAUGCGCAUCCGGAGGUCCGGAUAUCCGGCCGACACCAAGCCCACGGAAGUGGCGGGAAACCGCAACGGUGGCGGUAGCGGCAAAUCCAACACCGGUUCGAUGGCCAUGCAUGGUGGUGGAGCGACAUUGGGACGCGGCGCGGGAGGAUACGGAAACGGCGGGAUGUUGACAGGGGGUGGAAAGACCAACCCUGCCCUGGACAUAUCGUCCGUGAUCGAGAGGAACUACGACCCUGACCUGGAACCCGGGCUGGGAUCCGUCUGCACGCCCACAGGAUCGUAUCACGUAUCCGGACUGGACCUUAUACACGACCACGACGCUUCCCGGUUGGAGAUGUGUGAUUCGCCGAUGUCUUCGACCGCCAAACCUCCACCGUCGUAUUACAGCGGCGGCAGGACCGCAUCCAGUGGCGGAAACGUGCGACCGUACGACGAUCGGACGCCGAUCAUCGGCACCGGAAGUGCGGGCGACGCGUACAGCGUGGGCACCGGAUCCGACGAAGUGUUCUCGUACAACAGCCAACAGCAGUUGCACUACGGCGGUGGUCAUUACGGCCAUCAACAACAACAAGCCGUUGGCGGCGGGAGCGUCAACAGCGAUUACCCGGCCGACUACGGUCUGCCGAUUAUACCGACCGGCCAUCAUCUCAACCAGUCUUCGACCAACGUGUCUCAGUACGGCCAUCAUCCGCAGCAGCACCCCCAACAACAACAACAACAACACCACCAGCAACAACAACCAUCACAACAUCAUCAGUUCUACAACAACCAUCUCCAACACCAGCAGCAGCAGCAUCAACAUCAACCGGAAUACGUCCAACAACAGCAAGACGCGUCUCAGCAACCGUCGGUCAAGACCCUGCGGGUGUGGCAGAGGGGCGUACCGGUGUUGCCCACCACGCCGUCCCUGCAGAGGUUCGCCAACAGGACUUCGCCCACCACACCCGGCACCGACGUCUGA
Macrosiphum euphorbiae (potato aphid) is the source of this 2217-nucleotide messenger RNA. NCBI's taxonomy places the organism in Eukaryota, Metazoa, Arthropoda, Insecta, Hemiptera, Aphididae. The record is from the annotation of a GenBank genome assembly.